Molecule: messenger RNA, 822 nt
Organism: Saprolegnia parasitica CBS 223.65
Lineage: Eukaryota; Oomycota; Saprolegniomycetes; Saprolegniales; Saprolegniaceae
Exons: 2
Coding region: 1-822 (273 amino acids)
Biological process (GO): carbohydrate metabolic process
Cellular component (GO): extracellular region
Molecular function (GO): cellulose binding
Source: RefSeq, a predicted model, not a curated record
AUGCGAACAGUGUACCUCGUCGCCCUCUUGGCCGCGCAGUGCGGAGGCGUCGGCUUCAACGGACUCACAAAGUGCCCUCCGCAGUAUGCGUGCACGUACGUCAACGCAUCGCUGAGCCAGUGCACACCCGUCGCCCAUCGCUACCUGCGCCGGCGCGAAGCAACCUCCGACCCUCCCACGGACGCAUCCACGGACGAACCGACCGAUGCACCCACGGAAGAGUCCACCGAUGCCCCCACCGACGAACCGACUGAUACUCCCACGGAUGAGCCGACCGAUGCUCUCGACGAGCCGACGGAGGCUGUCACCGAUGAGCGCACCGAUGAGCCGACGGAGGCUUUCGUCGACGAGCCGACCAAGGCUCCGACCGACGAGUCGGGUGAUGUCCUCGUUGACGAGCCGACAGACGCCUCCACGGCUGAGCCCACGAGCGCUGCCACGGCCAAGCCGACAGACGCACCGACGAAGGCUUCCACCGACGCCCCAAAGGGUGCCACGCCCAAAGCAACCGAAGAGACCGCGUCGCUCACGACCAACGUCGGUGGUAUUGUGCCGACGACUGCGCCGUCGCCCAGUGACGUCGCGAUCCGGUAUGGCCAAUGCGGCGGCUUGAGCUUCGACGGCCCCGUGCUCUGCCCCGAUGGCUUUGCGUGUCAGUUUAGUAACGAGUACUACUCACAGUGCGUCCCGAUCCCAGACCUGCCCGGCGUCCGCACGUGGGGCCAAUGCGGCGGUAUCAACUACGACGGGCCCUCCGACUGCGAAGUCGGCAGCUACUGCUUCGAGUGGUCGGACUGGUACUCGCAGUGCCUGCCGAUCUAA